Messenger RNA from Rhagoletis pomonella (apple maggot), 507 nucleotides. RefSeq lists its product as uncharacterized. NCBI's taxonomy places the organism in Eukaryota, Metazoa, Arthropoda, Insecta, Diptera, Tephritidae. The record is from RefSeq and is a predicted model, not a curated record.
CUUACUGAUGUAACCAUCAACAAUCACAAAAGCUACUUCAAUCCGGAUAUAUGCAGUCAUAGCUACUGUAGUUUUGCGAGUUCGCGGGGCAAAAUAAAGUACUCGAUCCUCAGCAUCGGUUGCUAUUUCGCCCGGCAAAUAGAUGAGGUUUGGCUACGCAUUGAGCUGUAUCGGAAAGUUGCAACAAAAUACCAAAUCACAUCGUUCGGUGCUGUGCGGAACUUUUGCAAUUUCUCUCAAGUAAAAACAAAUAAUUACUUUAUGGAUUUUCUGCUUAAUUUUGGAGAAAAAUAUAUACGUAACAUUCGCUGUCCUCUUUCGGGAAAUGUCACCGUAAAUAAUUUGCCGACAAUGCUUCAAAUCAGUGCCGCUUUUCUGCCACCAGCUGAAUAUUUAAUGAGUUCGGUUGUAAGUGGGGAUAAAAGUAUUAAGCUAAAGAUAGUGGAAUUUAAUAUUUCAUUUACUGUCAUACAAAACGCGACCUACAACGUGAACUACUCUGCGUGA